Charadrius vociferus (killdeer) is the source of this 706-nucleotide messenger RNA. RefSeq names its product inosine triphosphatase (nucleoside triphosphate pyrophosphatase) (gene ITPA). Gene Ontology annotation, molecular function: nucleoside triphosphate diphosphatase activity. Lineage: Eukaryota; Metazoa; Chordata; Aves; Charadriiformes; Charadriidae. The record is from RefSeq and is a predicted model, not a curated record. The transcript is spliced from 7 exons. Gene Ontology annotation, biological process: nucleoside triphosphate catabolic process. Bases 1 to 642 code for a protein of 213 amino acids. Gene Ontology annotation, cellular component: cytoplasm.
AUGCACCCACUGAAAGGGACAAAAAUCAUCCUGCCUAUGCCUUUGGCUACUCCCCACCUGCAAGGGAACAAGAGGGAGGGAAGAGGGACUGUGUCUGUCUACAGGGGGGCUGCAGGUCUUGCUGAACUAUUGCGUACCUUUUCCCGCCAGCUGGAAAUGCCGGAGUACCAGGGGGAGCCGGACGAGAUCUCCGUGCAGAAGUGCCGUGAAGCCGCCCGGCAGGUUCGGGGACCUGUUAUAGUCGAGGAUACCUGCUUGUGCUUCAAUGCCCUGGGGGGGCUUCCAGGACCAUACAUAAAAUGGUUCCUGGAAAAACUCAAACCAGAAGGCCUGUACAAGCUGCUGGCUGGGUUUGAAGACAAAUCUGCCUAUGCUCUCUGUACUUUUGCAUUCAGUACUGGAAACCCAGAGGAGCCAGUGAAGCUGUUCAAAGGCCAGACUCAUGGGCUGAUAGUGGAGCCCAGAGGCCCUCGAGAUUUUGGCUGGGAUCCCUGCUUUCAGCCAGAUGGCUACAACCAGACCUACGCCGAACUGCCCAAGGCAGUGAAGAACUCAAUCUCGCACCGUUACAGAGCGCUGAGCGAGCUCUCCGCCUUCUUUCUUCAGAGCAACUCCACAGCGCCCGGCUCCGCUCCCAGCUAGCCCCCCCGGGACUGCAGGCGCCCUGCAUUCUCCAUGUCAUGUACCGCCCCGGGAGAGCUCUGCU